AGCCGCGGCGCCCGGCGCUUAAAGGGCCGGGAAUGGGGGGCGCCACCGCCGCCUAGUCCGCUCUGCGUCCGCUGAGACGCCGCCGCUGCCGCGCUGUCGUCGCGGCGUCCCCGCCCGUCCUCUCACCGCACCGCCUCCGGAGCCGGCCAGCCGGGCCCGGAGCCAGGACCGCGUCCCCACCAUGCCGGCGCGGCGGCUGCUGCUGUUCCUGGCGCUGCUGCUGCCCAGCCCUGGGAUAUUUGGAAGUACCAGCACAGUGACACUUCCUGAAACGUUGUUGUUUGUCUCGACCCUGGAUGGAAGUUUGCAUGCUGUCAGCAAGAGGACAGGCUCGAUCAAGUGGACUUUAAAGGAAGAUCCAGUCCUUCAGGUCCCAACACAUGUGGAAGAGCCUGCAUUCCUCCCAGAUCCUAAUGAUGGCAGCCUGUAUACACUUGGAGGCAAGAAUAACGAAGGCCUGACCAAACUUCCCUUUACCAUCCCGGAGUUGGUGCAGGCCUCCCCAUGCCGGAGUUCAGAUGGAAUCCUCUACAUGGGUAAAAAGCAGGACAUCUGGUACGUCAUUGAUCUCCUGACUGGGGAGAAGCAGCAGACUUUGUCGUCAGCCUUUGCAGACAGUCUCUGCCCAUCAACCUCACUGCUGUAUCUUGGGCGAACAGAGUACACCAUCACCAUGUAUGACACCAAAACCAGAGAGCUCCGGUGGAACGCCACCUAUUUUGACUAUGCAGCCUCACUGCCUGAAGAUGACAUGGACUACAAGAUGUCCCACUUUGUGUCCAAUGGCGAUGGACUGGUGGUGACUGUCGACAGCGAAUCUGGAGACGUCUUAUGGAUCCAAAACUAUGGCUCCCCAGUGGUGGCCUUUUACGUGUGGCAGCGGGAGGGUCUGAGGAAAGUGAUGCACAUCAACGUGGCCGUGGAGACCCUGCGCUACCUGACCUUCAUGUCUGGGGAGGUGGGGCGCAUCACAAAGUGGAAAUACCCAUUCCCCAAGGAGACGGAGGCCAAGAGCAAGCUGACGCCUACUCUGUAUGUUGGGAAGUACUCUACCAGCCUCUAUGCCUCCCCAUCAAUGGUGCACGAAGGGGUUGCCGUUGUGCCCCGAGGCAGCACUCUCCCUCUGCUGGAAGGGCCAAAGACUGAUGGUGUGACCAUUGGGGACAAAGGGGAGUGUGUGAUCACGCCCAGCACAGACCUCAAGUUUGACCCUGGACUCAAAGGGAAAAACAAACUCAACUACUUGAGGAAUUACUGGCUUCUGAUAGGGCACCAUGAAACCCCACUGUCUGCCUCUACCAAGAUGCUGGAGAGAUUCCCCAACAAUCUGCCCAAACAUCGGGAAAAUGUGAUACCUGCUGAGUCUGAGAAAAAGAGCUUUGAGGAAGUCAUCAACUUGGUUGACCAGACUUCAAAGAACACACCCAGCACCGUGUCUCAGGAUGUGGAGGAGAAGCUGGCUCGGGCUCCUGCCAAGGCCGAGGCCCCUGUGGACUCCAUGCUCAAGGACAUGGCCACCAUCAUCCUGAGCACCUUCCUGCUGAUCGGCUGGGUGGCCUUCAUCAUCACCUACCCGCUGAGUAUGCAUCAGCAGCGGCGGCUCCAGCACCAGCAGUUCCAGAAGGAGCUGGAGAAGAUCCAGCUCCUGCAACAGCAGCAGCUGCCCUUCCAGCCUCCUGGAGAUGCGACUCAGGACACUGAGCUGCUGGACACUUCCAGCCGAUACUCGGAGAGCUCGGGCACCAGCAGCCCCAACACGUCCCCCAGAGCUUCCAACCAUUCUCUCCACUCUGGCAGCUCUGCCUCCAGGGCCGGGGCCAGCCCCUCGCUGGAGCCAGACGAUGACGAUGAGGAAACCAGCAUGGUGAUUGUCGGGAAGAUUUCAUUCUGUCCCAAGGACGUCCUGGGCCAUGGAGCUGAGGGCACAAUUGUGUACCGGGGCAUGUUUGACAACCGCGAUGUGGCCGUGAAGAGGAUUCUACCUGAGUGUUUCAGCUUUGCCGACCGCGAGGUACAGCUGCUGCGGGAGUCCGACGAACAUCCGAACGUGAUCCGUUACUUCUGUACGGAGAGGGACCGGCAGUUCCAAUACAUUGCCAUCGAGCUGUGCGCAGCCACCCUGCAGGAGUACGUGGAGCAGAAGGACUUCUUCCACCUUGGCCUGGAGCCCAUCACCUUGCUCCAGCAGACCACCUCGGGCCUGGCCCACCUCCACUCCCUCAACAUUGUUCACAGAGACCUGAAGCCACACAACAUUCUCCUCUCCAUGCCCAAUGCACAUGGCAGGAUUAAGGCCAUGAUCUCUGACUUUGGCCUCUGCAAGAAGCUGGCCGUGGGCAGGCACAGCUUCAGCCGCCGUUCUGGGGUGCCUGGCACAGAAGGCUGGAUUGCCCCGGAGAUGCUGAGUGAAGACUGCAAGGAGAACCCCACCUACACGGUGGACAUCUUCUCUGCGGGCUGCGUCUUUUACUACGUCAUCUCUGAAGGCAGCCACCCUUUUGGCAAGUCCCUGCAGCGGCAAGCCAACAUCCUCCUGGGCGCCUAUAACCUCGACUGCUUCCACCCAGAGAAGCACGAAGAUGUCAUUGCGCGGGAACUGAUAGAGAAGAUGAUUGCGAUGGACCCUCAGAAGCGGCCCUCUGCAAAGCACGUGCUGAAACACCCAUUCUUCUGGAGCCUGGAGAAGCAGCUGCAGUUCUUUCAGGAUGUGAGUGACCGCAUAGAAAAGGAAUCCCUGGACGGCCCGAUAGUGCGGCAGUUAGAGAAAGGCGGGCGAGCCGUGGUGAAGAUGGACUGGCGGGAGAACAUCACUGUCCCUCUGCAGACAGAUCUACGUAAAUUCAGAACCUAUAAAGGUGGCUCCAUUAGAGACCUCCUCCGAGCCAUGAGAAAUAAGAAGCACCACUACCGGGAGCUCCCUGUGGAGGUGCGAGAGACGCUGGGCUCCCUCCCUGAUGACUUUGUGCGCUACUUCACAUCUCGCUUCCCCCACCUCCUCUCACACACCUACCGGGCCAUGGAACUGUGCAGCCAGGAGAGACUCUUCCAGCCUUACUAUUGCCACGAGCCCCUGGAGCCCCAGCCUCCGAUGACACCUGACGCCCUCUGAGUCAGGCCGCCCCCUUCGCUUGGUGGCUGCAGUCAUGACUCCACAGUCCAGGGGAACCAGGCUUCCCAAACCAAGUGCCUUGAGCUGCCCACUCUGCAGCCAUAGAGAAGACCACAGGCCCCAGCGCUCAAAGAGUAGGCCACUUGUGCUGUCAGCCCCAAAAGCUUCACCGCAGGGGAUGUGUGACAGGAGGCCUGUGCUGGAGGCCACUGAAGGAGCACCCACCAACCUUCUACUGGACAGACUCACUUCAACU
This is a messenger RNA of Ochotona princeps (American pika), 3365 nucleotides long. It is a transcript of the gene ERN1, whose product is annotated as endoplasmic reticulum to nucleus signaling 1. NCBI's taxonomy places the organism in Eukaryota, Metazoa, Chordata, Mammalia, Lagomorpha, Ochotonidae. Gene Ontology annotation, biological process: mRNA processing; IRE1-mediated unfolded protein response; protein phosphorylation. Gene Ontology annotation, molecular function: ATP binding; RNA endonuclease activity; protein serine/threonine kinase activity. Gene Ontology annotation, cellular component: IRE1-TRAF2-ASK1 complex. The transcript is spliced from 22 exons. The record is from RefSeq and is a predicted model, not a curated record. Bases 182 to 3109 code for a protein of 975 amino acids.